Molecule: messenger RNA, 1046 nt
Organism: Anguilla rostrata (American eel)
Lineage: Eukaryota; Metazoa; Chordata; Actinopteri; Anguilliformes; Anguillidae
Gene: myoz3a
Product: myozenin 3a
Exons: 6
Coding region: 268-1023 (251 amino acids)
Cellular component (GO): actin cytoskeleton; Z disc
Molecular function (GO): FATZ binding; actin binding; telethonin binding
Source: RefSeq, a predicted model, not a curated record
AUUCAGGCCUUCGGCCUCCUCCGAGCCGCUGCUCCGGGUGCUAAAAUAGACCGGUGAUGUAAGCGAAGCGGAAGAGGUCCACACGCUCACACGAGCCGCCCCAGCCUCGUCCGCCUCACUCCCGGAGACGACAGACGAGAGCGUGAGACCAGAGAUCAUCGCCGUCUGGACCGCGGAGCGCGGGAGACGCUAAAACACCGUACCGCCAGCAUCCUCACCUGUCGCCCAGACGCGUUGGAUUUCUACGGCGAAAACUAGGCUGCAAAGAUGCAAGCGCCGUACGGUGACCUGACCAGGCAGAGGAAACAACAGGCCAUGGCUUUGAGCAACGAAGCCAGAGGAGGCCAUCUCAACCUCGGGAAGAAGAUCAGUGUUCCCAGGGACAUUAUGAUGGAGGAGCUGCAUCUGCCAGCGAACCGAGGAUCUCGCAUGUUUCAGGAGCGACUGAAGAGGGUGGAGAUGUUCACCUUGGAGAACGCAGCGAACCCGCCCAACCGUUGUCCAGUCGUGAAUCACAUCCAGAUGUCCCAAAACGCACAGGGGGGCAAAGAGAAUGUUCGCACGGAGAUGACAAUCCAGCCCAGGAAAAUGUUGGUGACCACUCUGGACAAGACAGUGGCCAAGAAGGGCAGCCCAAAUGUUAUCGCCCCCGGUUAUUCCGGACCCCUGAAGGAGAUGCCCACGGAGAAGUUCAACGUGACGGCGUACCCCAGGGGCUACUGUUCCCCAUGGAGUGAGGCGCUAGGCCAGCGUGGGGAUCUGCAGAUCACUCUCAACCUCCCUUUGCCUGAGACCCCUCCCCAGAAACAGUACAUUACCCACUACAGGUGCUUCAACAGAGCCCCGAUACCUUUUACCCGAGUGGCAGAAGCUCCGCGGUUGGUCCCCACGCCCCGGAUCGAGCCCGUGGAGGUCCAGAGCGAGCCCAUCCAGGCCCCGCAGCACGCGGGCAUGCGCCCAAACUUCAACCGCGCCCCCCGCGGCUGGGGCAUGAACUACAACCCAGAGUCCAACGAGCUGUGAGGAGCCCCACCGCCCCCCGCCCC